Molecule: messenger RNA, 2187 nt
Organism: Gavia stellata (red-throated loon)
Lineage: Eukaryota; Metazoa; Chordata; Aves; Gaviiformes; Gaviidae
Gene: CRACR2A
Product: calcium release activated channel regulator 2A
Exons: 17
Coding region: 1-2187 (728 amino acids)
Molecular function (GO): calcium ion binding; GTPase activity; GTP binding
Source: RefSeq, a predicted model, not a curated record
AUGGACAGAAUACAAGGAGACUGUGCCAGUCCUGUGCUACCAGGAGAUGCAGAGAGGAGCAGGACUGGAGAACAAGACCCAGGACCAACUGUGUUGGGAAAAGCACAUGAGUUCUUUCAGAUUUGUGAUCUGGAAGGCAAAGGCUUCGUCACUUGUCAAGACAUGCAGAGACUGCAUCCUGAGUUACCUCUUAGCCUGGAAGAGCUUGAAAAAGUUUUUGUUACAUUGGAUGCUGAUGGCAAUGGCUCACUUACCCCAAAGGAGUUCACCGCAGGAUUCAGCCAGUUUCUUUUGGGGCAGAUUGCCUUGAAUAAUGAGAUGAUGCAGCAAUCAGAAGGUGGAACAGCCUGCCCACUUAAAUGUGAAGAGACCGUGAGUGAUGAUGAGGAUGAAGAAUUCCAGUUCUCAAAUCUGAUGGAUCGGCUUGGAGCUAAAAAGGUUUUGGAUGAUGAGAGUGAUGUGAAGCAACUUUGGUUGCAGCUGAGAAAAGACGAACCUCAUUUACUUUCGAGUUUUGAAGAGUUCCUGGUCAGAAUUUUUUCCCAGCUCCAAGAAGCAGAUAAUGAAAAGAAUGAGUUGGAAUGUGCGCUAAAAAAGAAAAUUGCUGCUUAUGAUGAAGAAAUUCAACAUCUCUAUGAGGAAAUGGAACAGCAAAUCAAAAAGGAGAAAGAGCAGUUUCUCUUGAAAGACACAGAGAGGUUUCAGUCCUACAGUCAAGAGCUACAGUGCAAGCUCCUGUCAAAAGAACAAGAACUGGAACAAUUGGUUCAAAAACAGAAAAGGUUAGAGCAGCAAUGUACAGAACUUCUCAGUGGGAAAGAAGAAACCAAAGAAGAGAACACCAAGCUGAAGCUGACUAACCAGGAGCUGCUGAGAGACCUGGAGAGAACAUCUCACGAACUAAGCCUGGCUCAACAACAGUUACAGGUGCUUCAGGAGGAGGCAUCAAGACUACAUGAGGAGAAGGAAAUGGAAGUGUAUCGAGUGACAGAAACCUUACAGAGAGAGAAGUCGGGACUUCUGAAGCAGCUGGAUUUUUUAAGGGAGAGGAACAAACAUCUCAAAGAUGAACGUGACAUAUUUUUACAGAAAUGCAAAACAAGUGUUCCAAAAGCCAGCUGGAAGCAAAGAUCAGGGUCUGUCAUUGGGAAAUACAUAGAGGGCAAGGUGCUGCCUAACAGCCAUUCAUUUGAAGAAGAUGAUGUUUUCAGUAACUCAAAGAGAAGGAAUUCUGCUGGACUGAAUGGAAUUCUCUCAGUAGAGCCUGAUGCUGGAGCCACUGGUGGUAUGUCUAAAGCACCACAUCUCCAAAGAAUAAUAUCAAUUGAGGAAGAUCACCUACCCCAGCUUCUUGACAGGCUGGUUGAUAAGCAGCUGAACAGAUGGACUGGAGAAGAUGGCACUACUUCUUCUGAGAUGGAAAGGGAUAAGAAAAACACAGAACCAUCAACGGAACACUCACCGUCAUCUAGAGAGCAGCCCGUAGGGAAGGAAGCACUGCCAAAUUUAGCUUUCAAGAUAAGGCAAAUUGGAGAGGCAACAGGAUUUAUAGAACAGUUGGAGACUAAUGUUUGCUCUUACUUGAAGGAGGAGAGAAUAAACUCUGUCCCAGAGCGCUUAUUCAAGAUUGUUUUUGUGGGCAAUUCAAGUGUUGGAAAGACUUCAUUCUUAAGGCGAUUUUGUGAAGAUCGUUUUUUCCCAGGCACAGCUGCUACUGUAGGUGUGGAUUACAAUGUGAAAACCAUCACAGUAGAUAAUACCCGGGUAGCCCUGCAACUCUGGGACACUGCUGGCCAGGAACGGUACCGAAGUAUUACCAAGCAGUUUUUCAGAAAAGCUGAUGGUGUCAUUGUGAUGUAUGAUAUAACAGCAAAAGACACAUUCACAGCUGUCAAGCAGUGGCUGAUAAGCAUCGAGGAGACGACUGGGGAGAAUGUACCUGUGCUUUUGUUGGGUAAUAAAACUGAUAAUGAAAAGGAACGUGAGGUCCCAAUGGGAAAGGGAGAGCAUCUCGCUAAGGAUUACAAUUUAAUUUUCUAUGAAUGCAGUGCAUAUUCUGGGUACAAUACCAAAAAGUCUGUGCUUCACUUGGCUAGGAUUUUAAAGGAACACGAAGAUAAAGUGAAAGAGAAAACCAUUGAACUUCAAUCGGAUGUGAAUAAAAAGUCUUGCUGUAUCAGGACAUAA